Messenger RNA from Seminavis robusta, 981 nucleotides. The record is from the annotation of a GenBank genome assembly. NCBI's taxonomy places the organism in Eukaryota, Bacillariophyta, Bacillariophyceae, Naviculales, Naviculaceae.
AUGUCAUUUGUCGAGACUGCAGCCGAACAGCUAAACAUCCAUUUCUCUGCUCCACGGGAAACUCAGUAUCAGUUCAAGACUCUCGGGAGGUUUGCAUCGCCUCUUUGUGCACUCAAUGGAAGCCUGACAUUGAGAGACUUGGCUUGCAUGCAUCCAGACUUAUACGAAGGCCGCAAACCUCGAUCUCAACCGAACUGCACUCACCGGAAAAUACGGACACCAUUAGAGCAUCGAGAGCAUUUUGCCGAGGUGAGAUCCCUUUCUCACAAGGGAUUGACCAGGUAUGUCAAAGAAAGUAUCUUGAAUCAGAUCAACACCGUGGAUCUCGAAAAUGAUGUUGAGUGCGAGAUCGUACCGAACCAAUUGCCUCGUAGCAAUGCUGAUCAAGCUUGGGACAAUUGGGUUAUCGCUGGUAUGACAGAAGAAAACGAGGAAGAUUUUGAUGAUGCAGUGAAAGACAUCAAGAACAGUGUGGAAGAGUUAGAAUCGUUUGUCCGGGAUGAGCUUGCCCAGUUGGAUGCAUUACAAGGGGUACCUUGCCUACACACCAAGCAUGAACCAUUUUGCCUUGCUGCGUAUGCGACUUUUGCCAGCUUUUAUGGCAGGGCGAACGUCACCGUGUCGGCUUGCGACCUUGCUCAACAAAUCAUCGAAGACUUUGCUCUGGGCGUUGCCGUCAAGCCUUUUUUUGUGAAGCGUCAAGAACAUGUACCUGUCCUUUGCCACCUUGUCAUUGGGAAGCAUAAUGGGACAACCAUUGCUUCCUUUCCAUCUUUGCAAUGGAGAGAAGAUGAUAUAGCUGGACUUGCCGAGACUGCCAUUUCCAAGAGCUCGACAGGGACUAACGGGGAGGACACGGACAGUGAGGACUCUUUGUGGUUUCCUACCGAGAGUGACGAAGAAGACGGCAACAAUGGUGACGAACAAAUGCGCAGCUACAGCUUCUGCACCAGGUACGGGUACUGGUGGUCUGAGGCUUGA